Molecule: messenger RNA, 6293 nt
Organism: Cavia porcellus (domestic guinea pig)
Lineage: Eukaryota; Metazoa; Chordata; Mammalia; Rodentia; Caviidae
Product: zinc finger protein 14-like
Exons: 6
Coding region: 297-2519 (740 amino acids)
Biological process (GO): regulation of transcription by RNA polymerase II
Molecular function (GO): DNA-binding transcription factor activity; RNA polymerase II cis-regulatory region sequence-specific DNA binding
Source: RefSeq, a predicted model, not a curated record
CUCCGCGGUAGGCGGGCUCCUUUUCUCCCGCUCCGAAACGUCGGCUCUCCGCUGAGGACAGAGAGCCGCUGGGCUGCCUGACUGCGGGUUUAGGAACUCUCCCGGUGGCAGCUUGCGUGGGAAGCACACGGGAAGAUCCUCCAGCCACGCAAUGAGUACUGGAAUUUUCUUUGAGGAAGUCUUCUACUUUCUUGGCUAACAUCUAUUUGAAUUUCUUCUUUCACUUCUAAUUGCAUUGAUGUCUUCUUUUUCUCUUGAAUGCAGUGACCUUUGAAGAUGUGGCUGUGAGCUUCACCAUGGAGGAGUGGGCUUUGUUGGAUCCAUACCAGAAGAAACUCUACAGAGAUGUGAUGUGGGAAAACUUUAGCAAUGUAACUGCUAUAGGAAGAAAAUGGGAUGACCAGCAAAUUGAAGAUAAGUACAAAAAUUACAGGAAAAACCUAAGAAACGCAGAGAUAGAUAAACGCUGUCAAUAUAAAUUAUGGUAUAAAUAUGGAGAAAUGGAUUUUAUGGCUUCUGAUAAAGAUGUGCACAUGAAACUGCUUAGUAUAAAACCAGGUAAAAGCCUUGCAUGUGGAAAGCCUCCAGUUGGUGAUUCAUCACCUGCUGUGCCCAUCAUACACAACACUGGACUCAAAUCAUAUGUGCUCCAUGGAUUUGAACAGAAACUAUGCAACUGUAACAGACAUGGGAAAGCCUUCACUGACUUUCAGUCCCUGCAGAAACAUGCAAAGACAAAUCCUGAAGAAAAACCUGAUGGAUAUAAGCAAUGUGGAAAAUCCUACUCUGAUUGUACUGAAAGAAGUAAUGCUGAAGAGAAAUUCUUUGUACAUAAGCAAAAUGUGAGAGCCUUCAGUUUACCCAACUAUGUUCAAAUCCAGAAAAGAGAUCAAAGUAGUAUAGAAACCUAUAUAUGUAUACAGUGUGGGAAAGAGUUAAAUUCUCACCAUGAUAUUCAGAAACAUGAAAGAACUCACACUGGAACAAAAUCCUAUGUAUAUAUACACAGUUGGAAAAUGUUAAAUAAUAACACUUCAUUUGGUAAUCAUGAAAGAACUCACAUUGGGCGAAAACACUAUGCAUAUAAACAAUGUGGAAAAGCUUUCAGCCCACCAAGUCAUUCUCAGAAACAAAAACAAACUCACACUGGGGAGAAAUCCUAUGUAUGCAAGCAAUGUGGGAAAGCUUUCACCACAUACACUUCUUGUCAAAUACAUGAAAGGACGCAUAAUGGGGAGAAACCCUAUGUAUGUAAGCAAUGUGGGAAAGCUUUCAGCUGGCAGAGUGUAUGUAAAAUACAUCAAAGGACUCAUACUGGGGAGAAACCCUAUGUAUGUAAGCAAUGUGGGAAAGCUUUCAGCACACACAUUGUAUGUAAAAGACAUGAAAGGACUCACACUGGGGAGAAACCCUAUAUAUGUAAGCAAUGUGGGAAAGCUUUCAGCAGACAGAGUGUAUGUAAAAUACAUGAAAGGACUCACAGUGGAGAGAAACCCUACAUAUGUAAGCAAUGUGGGAAAGCUUUCAGCACACACAUUAUAUGUAAAAGACAUGAAAAGACUCACACUGGGGAGAAACCCUAUGUAUGUAAGCAAUGUGGAAAAGCAUUCACUACACACAGUUAUUGUCAGAUCCAUGAAAGGACUCAUACUGGACAAAAACACAAUAUAUGUAAGGAAUGUGGGAAAGCUUUCAGCACACAUAGUGUGUGUAAAGUACAUGAAAGGACCCACACUGGGGAAAAACCCUAUGUAUGUAAGCAGUGUGGGAAAGCUUUCAGCACACAAAGUUACUGUCGAACACACGAAAGCCGUCACACUGAGAGAAAACCUUACACGUGUAAGCAAUGUGGGAAAUCUUUCACUACACACCGUUAUUGUCAAACACAUGAAAGGACUCACACUGGGGGCAAACCCUAUGUAUGUAAGCAAUGUGGGAAAGCUUUCAGUAGGUGCAGUGAAUGUAAAAGACACGAAAGGACUCACACUGGGGAAAAACCCUAUGUAUGUAAGCAAUGUGGGAAAGCUUUUAACACACACAGUAAUUGUCUGGCACAUGAAAAGACUCAUAAUGAAGAAAAACCCUAUGUAUGUAUGCAGUGUGGGAAAGCUUUUACCACCCACAGUUAUUGUCAAAGACAUGAACGGACUCACGCUGGGGGAAAACCCUAUGAAUGUAAGCAAUGUGGGAAAGCUUUCACCACACACAGUUCUUGUCAAAUACAUAAAAGGACCCACUCUGGAGAGAAACCCUAUGUAUGUAAGCAGUGUGGGAAAGCUUUCAGCCGGCACAGUGUAUGUAAAACACACGAAAGGACCCACAAUAGGGAGAAACCCUAUGUAUGUAAGCAAUGUGGGAAAGUUUUCAGCACACCCAGUUACUGUAAAGCACAUGAAAGGACUCACACUGGGGACAAACCCUUUGUAUGUAACCAAUGUGGCAAAGCUUUCAGCAGGUGUAGUGAGUGUAAAAGACAUGAAAGGACUCACACUGAGGACACAUCCUAUGUAUGUGAGUAAUGUGGGAAAGCUUUCUGGAGACAAGAGUCAUUGUGAAAAACAGGAAAACCUUAUGUAUGUCAGCAGUAAAGGAAAGCUUUCACCACACACAGUUCUUGUUAAAAUAUGAAUAAAUCCACAAUGAGCAGAAACUGUAUGAAAGAAAUGUGGGAAAGUUUUCAACACAUGAGUUAUCAAGGGCAUGAAAGGAAGCAAACACUAGAAACCCCAUGAAUGUAAGCAAUAUGGAAAAGCCUUUCAAUUAUUCAAGUAAUCAUCAUAGAUAUUGAAACUUAGGAAAUUAACUUUGAAUAAAAUUAUUUCCACUAAUAUGAAAGGAUAGUGUAGAGGAUCCCUUUCUUUGUAUGCAACACUUUAAAAAAUCUUCCAGAACAUAAGUGUUAUAUAUCUCAAUGAAUUCAUAAAACAGAAUCUAAACAUAUGCAUGUGAGUAAUGUGGUAAAUAAUUUAUUUUUCUUAAUGAAUUUAAUUUCAUGAAACAAUUCAUGAGAGGAAGCCAUACGUAUGCAAUAAAUAUGGGAAAACCUACAAUUUUUCCACUUACCUUGAAAAUCAUGAAAAUACUCCCACUAAAGUAAAAGCCUAUAUAAAUAAGAUGUGAAAGCUUUUUAUGAUUAUCAUAACAUCAUAAAACAUGAACAAACUCAAAAUGAUGUAUAAAUCAGUAUAAAUACUGAAUGUGAGAAAAAUAAUCAGUGAUAGAGACAGAGAGAUAUGUUAGGCAUGAGAAACACUUUCAAAGCACGUAUUCAAAAACCAUCUUCCUCUGGUAGAUCUAUGGAUUAAUGCAGCGAAGAGGUUCUAAACUACAUAAUAAUGUUAAAUUCUGAAUGACUGUUGCAUCCAACUCUUCAGUACCUGGCCUUAAAAGGACAUUUUACAUAUGAGCUAUUGCCUUAGUUGUAUAGGAAAUGUGAAGUAUAUUCAUACAAUGAAAUUUUAUUGACUCUUAAAUCCUUCAUUUGUAACAAUGUACAUUAACAAAGAGCUCACAUGAAAUAUGCCAUGCAUAUCAAGGAAAUUAAAAGCUUGAUUAUAUUUGUUUUUAGCAUUGAAAAUUGACAACUUUAAAGAAUCAGUGUUUAGUGAUAGUUGCCAUAUGUGGGUGGGAAAAUUGAGAUAUGUUAAUGAGAAAUCAGUACAUUUUUCUUGUAGCAUAUCAGAGGGCGUAGAUCUCAUAGUGAGUACAGUGAUUGAUGCAGUACCACAUAGCAUUACAAUCUAGUAAAAGCAGUUUUUAUUGUUUUGUACAUAUCCUGUUAUGGUUCAUAUCUAGAUGUCCCCCAAAGCCUCAUGCAGUGAUAGGAUUUUUUUUUUUUUUUGAGGUGGCUCAAUCUAGAGUGUGUAACUGAUUCAUGGUGCAUUGCUGGGAUUGUGGAUCAACCCAUCAAUUGGCACAACCCUGGUCCCAGUAGACUGGAUACAACAUAGGGCACAGAAAGAGGCUUGUCUCUGUCUUUGUCUGUUUUUCUUGUUAAUUUUAUUAUCUUCUGCCACCACAAAUUUUUGCCCUCUGCCAUGUGCCACCUUGCCUUGGAACCAGCCAAUUAUGAACUAAAACCUCUACAAACUGUGAUCUAGAUAAACCUUUAUUCCUUUCACUUUGGGUGUUGGGUAUUUUGUCCUAUCAGAGAGACAAAAGUAACUAAGAUAUAUACCCAAAAGUAAUUGUGCUAGGUGAUACAGAUGCUAUCAAGAAAGAUUGUGGUAAUUUCUUAAUAUAAAUAGCAACAGAUCGCACUGUAUACUUUCAAUAUAUAAUUUUAUUAUUUGUUUAAUGAAAUAAAUUUAACAAAAUACAUGAUGUGUACAGAGAAUCAACCUUUGUUGUCAAUUUUUAUAAAUGAAUUUAGUUUGUAUUGUAUUUGUUUCUGAAAGUAGUCAGUAUUAGUUGGUCUACAGGUUGUGUGAUAUUGUUAAAAUAUUCAGUAUUUUACUGAAAUUUAUACUUGGCACCUUGGGAAUCUGCAAUAGUUUCUUGAAUAAUUUGGAAACAAAUGACAUUAUCUCAAAUUCAUGUUAUCCCAUUUUGACAGAACAUUGUCAUAUAGGUGUUUAGAAAACUUUAAACAUUUUAAAAGUACUUAAGUUUGUCUGAUUUGUCUCUAACAUUUUAUUUUCAGUGUAUUAAAUUUCCUGGAAAUGUCUUGAAUUUGCCCUUCUUUAUAGCCAAGAAGUAUUCUAUUAUGUAUACAUACCAUAUUUUCUUCAUCUGUUAAUAAACACAUGUGAGAACACAGAGGGAUAGCUCUUUGGUAAAUGAUAGAUGAUGAGAAGAAAGGGGAUGUGUAAAGAUUUAAUAUAUAUCAGCUACUCAUAAUGAACACAAUGUCACAAGCAUGAAUUAAACAAUGAUAAUAUUGACAUGAUGAAAUGGGUAAAGGGAAUCUGGAACUGGAGAGAGGAUUGUAGAUUAGGAGGAAAAGGAUAAUUGUAAGAAUUAAAAUGUUAAAUAUAUAGGCCUGCUCCCUAAGAUGAAUGUGAAAUUUACUUCAUGUACAUGUUAAUUUAAAACAAUACUUAGAUACUUAAAUAUUUGUAGACAUUUGCUACUUUUUUGUGCUUCCUAAACAUUUCUGAGUGGAUGCAUUGAAAAUAUAUAAAGAUGCUUUAUGUGUCUGGGAACCAACCUUCAUUUUGCAGAUUUCUGUAGUUUUGAAUUCCAAAUGAACAUUUUGUUGUAGGCUCCGAAUAAAUGUAUUGACACUAAUUUAAGCAGCAAUCCAUUGCAUACACCUCCAUUGAUUACUUAUGGCAGUGAUUUUGGGGUUUUCUAAGGGAUAAGCAGCAGUCACAUGCAACAGAAUGUGUGCAUCUAUCAGGUUGCACUGACAAAUGGAAAUAUAGUUUUGUUGUUGGUAUUUCCUGUCUGGAUCCUACCAUGGUUGUUGGUAUACCAUACAAUUCCCCAAAAUAUAUUUAUAUACCUUGCAUUAAUGCACUGUAGUGAACCUAAUUGAAAUGUCAGUAUUGUUCACUUUAUGGAAUAAUUAUUUUUCACAGUUCUGAAGUCCAGGGAAUCUAGCACUGAUGCACUAGCAACUUAAAUAUUUAAUGAGACAUGUGGUGGCUUUUAGCUGAGAUCUCCCAAGGCAGAGAGUGAACAAGAUGUCUUUGGCCUCUCUUUUACAUGUGUGUGUGUGUGUGUGUGUGUAUAUAUUUUUUCUCCAAUUAGACUUUAUUGGUACAUUUUAGAUACACAUAAUGAUCACAUUCAUCAUAGAGAAUUUGUACCUGUACAUGAUAUAACUUGUUUUUUCCCCAUUUCCCUACCCUCCUUUCAAUCCCUUCUUCCUUCUCCAUUUUUGAAAACCUUUUCCCCCUAUUUUUAAAGUUUUUCCUUCCUUCCUUUCUGCCUCCCUCCCUUGUUUCUCUCCUCAUUUGAAUAUUUUCUUCCUAUUUCACAAUAUUUAUUAUACAUUUUAGUCAUUAUUUACACUUGUAGUUUCUUAUAUCAGAGAAACAGUAUGAUAGUUACACAUAUGUGUCAUAUUUAUUUCACUUAAGAGAAUGAUCUCAAGGUGCUUCCAUUUACCUAGAAAUGUCUUGAGCUUAUCCUUUAUGGCAGAGUAAUACUCCAUUUAUACAAAAGAACCAAGUCUUCUUUAUACCUUCACAUAUUAGUGGGCAUUUGGGUUGUUGCCAAGAUUUGGCUAUUACAAACUGCCUCUAUAAAUAUGGAUGUGCAUGUAUUGCUGUGGAAUGAUGCUUUUAAUUCUUUACAGAAGAUACAAAGAUUGGGAAUACCAGGUUCAAUAAAAACCUCUAGUCCUA